This is a messenger RNA of Epinephelus lanceolatus (giant grouper), 2316 nucleotides long. Its product is annotated as growth/differentiation factor 6-B. Gene Ontology annotation, molecular function: growth factor activity. The record is from RefSeq and is a predicted model, not a curated record. NCBI's taxonomy places the organism in Eukaryota, Metazoa, Chordata, Actinopteri, Perciformes, Serranidae.
GUCUGAUCACUCCUAUCUCCUCCUCCAACCAGACACACAGAACCAACCACAGCCUUAAGUCCGUCACGAGUCCGACUGAUUGACCGCCAAGCUCAAGCACCAUGUCCUUUACGUUCAUCGUCAUGAUGAUGCUUCUGGGCUCUUCAGUGGUGAUUGCAUUUGUCUUGCAGCCAUCCAGGGAAGAACCUGCAGCCUCUGCUAACUCUCCAGUUUACCAUCACAGGUGUGAGUCAUUGCAGUCCAUGAGGAAGGGUCUCCUCAGGGCUCUCAACUUGCAGGCUGAGCCACAGCUGCCUGUUGGUGGGCUGGACGGUGUCAGAGAGCAGUGGAGGAAGACCUUCAGGACCCUCACUCACAGAGCUAAGGACACUGCAGUUCCAGCAGUGUCUGUGUCACCUGAUGCUGGGAAUGGAACGAGCCUGGAGUGCUGCUCCAUGGCUUCUGAGAUCUUUAUGAAAGAUCUGGGAUGGGACAACUGGGUGAUCCAUCCUGCCAGCCUUACCAUCGUUCACUGUGCAAUCUGUAACCCUGAUCUGAACACUGUGCAAUGUCCAUCAUCCCAUGCCAACGUCCAAGAAGCUGACUCACAGGUGUCCUGUUGUCAGCCCACCUCCCAGGAAAUGGUGCCUGUUCUCUACGUGGAUGAAUUCAGCACCCUGGUCAUUUCCUCCGUGCAGCUGACCCGCAGCUGUGGCUGUGGGCCUGGCACCCUCCAGCAGCCCGGCACAGAGUAAAGUUUGUUUUAUAGUCCUGAGUAUGUGAGCCACCUGGCACACACACAAACACAUGAAAUACAGAAGAUGUGGAUAAUACAUUAUAUGCAGGCGUAUCUUCUCUCACUAAACUUAUCUUAGAUCGUCACAGUGUGUAUUCAACACUGAGCAUGGGAACCAAAGCAAAGUGUCCCUAAAAACUAAGUUUGCAUUCCUGUUUCUCCUUUCUAACCAGAAUGUGCCAGCACAGAUCUGCUGAGCCAACCAAACACAAAACUGAUUGAUAAUGUGUGUUUAAGAUAAAUCAGAUCAUCCGUUUUACCACUAAAAUAAUUACUGACCUCAAAUUACAAUCCAUGUUUGGAUAACAGUUAACAAACAAUUUUAAAAAUGUUUUUUUAUAGCUGAAUUCAAGCAUUUCUGUUGCACUAAGAGCUGGAAGUGAAGUGCAGCUGACACUCGUCUAAUAAAAGGCAGCCAGUUUAUCUUUAAAUAUGUCUCAUGAGUGCAGAGUGCUAUUUAAAGCUACUAACUGUUACUCAGUGUUCCUUCCAAAAAAUGUGAGACGGUGCAGAGCCAAAUCCUCGCACAGGCCAGUUGUCUCCUCACUGAUCUGUGAAACAACUGUUUCCUCUUAAGGGCAAGAAAAUAACUUGAUCCCAAAACUCAACCUGAGGUCAAAUAAAAAAUAUUUCAAAAAUUACCUGAUAAAAAUCUAAUCUGAUUAUUGUAAAUAAAGUAAACUGAUUGCCAUGCUGAAGGUCAGAGUUACAGGAGAAGAUUGUGUACACCAGCUUAACUCCCUGCACCUGAAUCUUAGUAUUACAACAACAUCACUCUGUGCUGAUCUUUUCCACAAAAGACCAUUGACAAUGUUCCAUUUUCAUGUUUCCACUGGUAGAAAAAUGACAUUGCUGCCAUGCAAACCUCCAAAAAUUGUAACUUUAAUUAACAAAUUUGGAUUUAAACAUAAAUAAAACAACGCGUAAAAAAAUAGAUCAAGAAAAAUCUGAGUACUUUCUUUUGAAAAACUUCACAUUUCAGUACUCUGCUGUGGUGUGGUACUUUGCCCAGUAAAGUGAUCUUUAAUUAAAUUAGUUUACUGGGCAAAGUACCACACUUUGCCACAACUGACCAUUGUUUGCUUUAAAUCACGAUUUCUUUUAAAGCAAACAAUGGUCAGUUGAGUUUUUUUAACCUGUAGUUUAUUUUUGCUUUAAAAACAUUUUAUUGUCUAUUCUAUAUUUUUAUCUACAUUUUGUUUGAUUUACAUAUUGUGUGCUUUUAUAUACAUUUUUUUUAAAUAGCCGAGUUCUUGUUUUUUCUCAUGUGAGCAUUUGUCAUGAUAAGUAAAAGUUCUCAGUUUGUCAUUUUGUUGUAUACUUCCAGUGACUUCACAAAAUUACCUCAUCAUUCACUUUCUCGAGUAUUUUUCACAAGUGAGCUACUACUUAUCGGAGUGACAUAUCACCUCAACUCAAUCAAACAUCUAGCUCAAAUGCAAAAUGUUUUAUUGUGCUGAUGACACUGUUGUAACAUCAUUUGUAGCAAUUUCCUGAUGCCUUUCUCACAAUUAUUUGAAUAAAGAUGAUUGAAAUCAACA